AUGGACAUAUCCAGCAGAGCCGAGAGGAUGAACCUUAGCUGUCUGUGCAAUCUGCUCUUUCGGGCUCUUGCCAACAUAUUUGCUUCCUCAACCUGUUCACUGAUGAAGACAUUACUCCAGCUAGAUGAGUUUCUACAUCCAUCACCCGUGGUGGCACCUACUGCAGGCAGUGAACUGCCGUGGCUGCCACAGGAUAUCCUGAUGGAUAUCUUUGCCCUCCUUGAGACCCCUGGCCUUGUACGUGCAGGAUCAGUCUGUGCCUCGUGGCGCGCCGCCUACACAAGCCUGUGCGCUACUGAACAUUGCAAGCUGCAGCGGACACCGUGCCUCCUGUACACUUCUGAAUCCAUGGGUGAGAGGGCUAUGGGUCUAUACAGCCUCGCUGAGAAGAAGGCAUACACAUUGACUCUCCCGGACCCACCUAUCCGAACUAGGGAGGUCAUUGGUUCGUCCUAUGGCUGGAUAAUCACCGCAGACGAGAGAUCUGAGCUGCAGCUUGUCAACCCCAUCACCGGUGAUCAGAUCGCACUGCCAUCGGUCACAACCAUCGAGCAGGUGGAGCCGAUAUUUGAUGAUGCUGGCACCCUUUGUAACUAUGAGUACUUGUGGUACACUGGAGAGGAGUGGCUCUAUGAUAAGCCAUCAAUCCUUGAUCUCAGUGAGCUCCGUGAUAUGCUGUUCGACAAGGCCUUUCUAUCUUCAGAUCCAUCCACCGGGGACUACUUCGUGGUGCUGAUCCACGACCCAGAAUGUCAGCUUUCGUUUGCAAGGGCAGGAGACAAUGAGUGGACGUGGUUGCCGCCACACACUUGCUAUGAAGACUGCCAAUUUCAGGGUGGACUGUUAUAUGCCACCACUGCAUUAGGAGAAAUCCAUGCGUUCGAUCUUUGUGCCCCAGCAGUUACAAUGAAGAUAGUUCUGGAACGGGUGAAGUGGUCUGCAUCAGACAGGGUUUACAUUGUUCAAGCUCCAUCUGGUGAACUGCUGCAAAUUACUAGAUCUAACGGUAAAGACUAUGACUCUAUUUUAGAACUGUCUACGCCGCCGCCCAACAAGACCAACAGGAUCAAAGUACAUAAAGUGGACCUUACAUCGGAAAAGCUUGUAGUGGAAGUAGGUACCUUGGGUGAGAACGUGCUGUUUAUUGGGCGUAACCAAUCACUUUGCCUUUGUGCCAAAGAAUAUCCACAACUGAAGCCAAAUCAUGCCUACUUUACUGAUGAUUACUUUCUUGAUGUCACGUGUCACAAGAACGAUAGGCGUGAUAUUGGAGAAUUUUUUUUUUUUGAACGAACAUAUUGGAGAAUUUGA
Setaria italica (foxtail millet) is the source of this 1311-nucleotide messenger RNA. RefSeq names its product probable F-box protein At4g22060. The record is from RefSeq and is a predicted model, not a curated record. The transcript has a single exon. The coding region runs from base 1 to 1311 and encodes 436 amino acids. NCBI's taxonomy places the organism in Eukaryota, Viridiplantae, Streptophyta, Magnoliopsida, Poales, Poaceae. Gene Ontology annotation, molecular function: protein binding.